Messenger RNA from Chionomys nivalis (European snow vole), 10348 nucleotides. RefSeq names its product multiple EGF like domains 11 (gene Megf11). Gene Ontology annotation, molecular function: scavenger receptor activity; protein binding. The transcript has 26 exons. NCBI's taxonomy places the organism in Eukaryota, Metazoa, Chordata, Mammalia, Rodentia, Cricetidae. The record is from RefSeq and is a predicted model, not a curated record. The coding region runs from base 131 to 3550 and encodes 1139 amino acids. Gene Ontology annotation, cellular component: membrane.
UCGGUUACCCGGCUCAGGGCGGUUCGCAGCUCGCGCUCCUGCCGGGGAACCUGAAGCCUCUCCGGCUCCGGGCACAGGACCGUGGGACUGGCUGGCCCGAGCCCUGGGCACGCCGCGGAAGCAGGGCUUGAUGGCGCCAUCCACGGUGGGCCUCCUUGUCAUCUCCCUUCUGCAAGCCGCCCUCACUCUGAACCCUGAGGACCCCAAUGUGUGUAGCCACUGGGAGAGCUAUGCCGUGACUGUGCAGGAGUCUUAUGCACACCCCUUUGAUCAGAUCUACUACACACGAUGCGCAGAUAUACUCAACUGGUUCAAGUGCACCCGGCAUCGGAUCAGCUAUAAGACGGCGUACAGGCGUGGCCUCCGGACCAUGUACCGGCGGAGGUCCCAAUGCUGCCCUGGCUAUUAUGAGAAUGGAGACUUCUGCAUUCCCCUGUGCACCGAGGAGUGUAUGCACGGCCGUUGUGUCUCUCCAGAUACCUGCCAUUGUGAACCUGGAUGGGGAGGCCCUGACUGCUCCAGCGGUUGUGACAGCGAGCACUGGGGUCCCCACUGCAGCAAUCGGUGUCAGUGUCAGAACGGCGCCCUGUGCAACCCCAUCACCGGCGCCUGCGUGUGCGCCCCCGGCUUCCGAGGCUGGCGCUGUGAAGAACUCUGCGCACCCGGUACCCAUGGCAAGGGCUGCCAGCUGCCUUGUCAGUGCCACCACGGCGCCAGCUGCGACCCGCGCACUGGCGAAUGCCUCUGCGCGCCGGGCUACACUGGCGUCUACUGUGAGGAGCUGUGCCCCCCUGGGAGCCAUGGAGCUCACUGUGAACUACGCUGCCCCUGCCAAAAUGGGGGCACCUGCCACCACAUCACUGGAGAGUGUGCCUGCCCUCCAGGCUGGACGGGAGCAGUGUGUGCCCAGCCCUGCCCACCAGGGACGUUUGGCCAGAACUGUAGUCAGGAUUGUCCUUGCCACCAUGGAGGCCAGUGUGAUCAUGUGACUGGACAAUGCCACUGUACAGCUGGAUACAUGGGGGACAGGUGCCAAGAGGAAUGUCCCUUUGGAACUUUUGGUUUCCGGUGCUCUCAGCGCUGUGACUGCCACAACGGAGGUCAAUGCUCACCGACCACAGGUGCCUGUGAGUGUGAGCCUGGCUACAAGGGCCCUAGCUGUCAGGAGCGGCUAUGCCCUGAGGGCCUGCAUGGCCCAGGCUGCACCUUGUCCUGUCCCUGUGACACUGAGAACACUAUCAGCUGUCAUCCAGUCACUGGAGCUUGUACCUGCCAACCUGGCUGGUCAGGCCACUUCUGCAAUGAGUCCUGCCCUGCCGGCUACUAUGGCAACGAUUGCCAGCUGCCCUGCACCUGCCAGAAUGGCGCUGACUGCCACAGCAUCACUGGGGGCUGCACUUGUGCCCCAGGAUUCAUGGGAGAAGUGUGUGCCAUUCCCUGCGCUGCUGGGACCUAUGGUCCCAACUGUUCAUCUGUAUGCAGCUGUAGCAAUGGCGGCACCUGUUCCCCUGUGGAUGGCUCCUGCACUUGCCGAGAGGGGUGGCAGGGCCCGGACUGCUCCCUGCCAUGUCCUAGUGGGACAUGGGGCCUGAACUGCAAUGAGACUUGUGUCUGUGCCAAUGGGGCAGCCUGCAGCCCUUCUGACGGCUCCUGCGCCUGUACCCCAGGCUGGCUGGGGGACUCCUGUGAACAGCCCUGCCCAGCUGGCACGUUCGGGCUGAACUGUAGCGAGCGUUGCGAUUGCAGCCAUGCCGAUGGCUGUGACCCUGUCACAGGCCACUGCUGCUGCCUAGCAGGAUGGACAGGCAUCCGCUGUGACAGCACGUGCCCCCCAGGUCGCUGGGGCCCCAACUGCUCAGUGCCCUGCAGCUGUGAGAACGGAGGCUCCUGUUCCCCAGAGGACGGGAGCUGCGAGUGUGCCCCUGGCUUCCGAGGACCCUUAUGUCAGAGAAUCUGCCCACCAGGGUUCUACGGCCAUGGCUGCACCCAGUCUUGUCCUCUCUGCGUGCACAGCAACGGGCCCUGCCACCAUGUCAGUGGCAUCUGUGAGUGCCUGCCAGGAUUCUCUGGAGCCUUGUGCAACCAAGUGUGUGCUGGAGGGCACUUUGGGCAGGACUGUGCCCAGCUCUGUUCCUGUGCCAACAACGGGACCUGCAGCCCCAUCGAUGGAUCCUGUCAGUGCUUCCCAGGGUGGAUCGGCAAGGACUGCUCACAGGCCUGCCCAUCUGGGUUCUGGGGCUCUGCCUGCUUCCAUACAUGCAGCUGCCACAACGGGGCGAGCUGCAGCGCCGAGGAUGGGGCCUGCCACUGCACCCCUGGCUGGACUGGACUCUUCUGCACGCAGCGUUGCCCUGCAGCAUUUUUUGGGAAGGAUUGUGGGCACAUAUGCCAGUGUCAGAACGGAGCCAGCUGUGACCACAUCACUGGGAAAUGCACCUGUCGAACAGGCUUCACCGGGCGCCACUGUGAACAGAGAUGUGCCCCCGGAACCUUUGGAUAUGGGUGUCAGCAGCUAUGUGAGUGCAUGAAUAAUGCCACUUGUGACCAUGUCACUGGUACCUGUUACUGCAGCCCUGGAUUCAAAGGAAUCAGGUGUGACCAAGCUGCCCUCAUGAUGGAUGAACUGAAUCCCUACACCAAGAUCAGUCCAGCUUUGGGAGCAGAGCGGCACUCAGUGGGUGCUGUCACGGGCAUCAUCCUCCUGUUGUUCCUGGUUGUGGUGUUGCUGGGCCUGUUUGCCUGGCGACGGAGGCGGCAGAAAGAAAAAGGCCGUGACUUGGCUCCUCGUGUCUCCUACACCCCAGCCAUGAGGAUGACCAGCACAGACUACUCUCUCUCAGAUUUGUCUCAAAGUAGCAGCCAUGCCCAGUGCUUUUCCAAUGCCAGCUACCACACACUGGCGUGCGGGGGGCCUGCCACCAGCCAGGCCAGCACUCUGGACAGGAACAGCCCCACCAAGCUCAGUAACAAGUCCCUUGACAGAGACACAACAGGCUGGACCCCCUACAGCUAUGUGAACGUGUUAGACUCCCAUUUCCAGAUCAGUGCCCUGGAGGCCAGGUACCCGCCCGAGGACUUCUACAUUGAACUUAGACACCUCAGCCGCCACAAUGAGCCACACUCACCAGGCACUUGUGGAAUGGAUAGACGUCAGAACACAUACAUUAUGGACAAAGGCUUCAAAGAUUACAUGAAAGAAUCUGCGUGCAGUUCUAGUACUUGUUCCUUGAACAGCAGUGAAAACCCUUAUGCUACAAUUAAGGAUCCACCCAUCCUCACCUGCAAGCUUCCAGAAAGCAGCUAUGUAGAAAUGAAGUCACCUGUGCACAUGGGGUCUCCGUACACAGAUGUGCCAUCCUUGUCGACAUCUAAUAAAAAUAUAUAUGAAGUUGAGCCCACAGUCAGUGUGGUCCAAGAAGGCCGAGGUCAUAACUCCAGCUAUAUCCAGAAUCCAUACGACCUACCUAGGAACAGCCAUAUUCCUGGUCAUUAUGACCUCCUCCCAGUAAGACAGAGCCCUGCCAAUGGGCCCUCCCAGGACAAGCAGUAAGGGGGAUAAACUUCUCUCUUAAGUGUGCUCUGCUGACUAUUCUCUGACUUUGAAAGAAGAAAUUCUGUGACUUGAAAUAUCAGUACAGAUUGAUCUGGAUUGAAAGACGCACUUCCAAAUGGGAUUGGGAUAACUGUUCAAGGAGUCUGUUCACAAAGGCAAAUCAUAUCACCUUCAGCCCUAAGUGCCCUGAAUAUGAUUUUUAAAACAUUUAAGAUAUCGCUACUCAUCAACAUCAGCUAAAUUCAGAUAAAAGAUAUGUAUUUAAUAUUCUGAAACAACGCUUACAAUGCAUGUGGCUUAGGUUUUGCAAACUUUCCUAGGAGAAGAAGGGGACUGGGCAAUGGAGAGGGGCACUUUAGAACACCUGAAACGUGUAUGUGCUGUUGAUUAUUGUUACCAUCAACAUCUGCUUCAGUAUCGAAGGGAACUGGUGCAUGGAUAUGAACUGUUCUAAUAUUAAUAGUAAAAUCUGUGUACAUAUAGGUAUGGUCCAUCAAAGUAUAACAGCCAUAAUCAAAGUUUAAAAUAUAGCAUACUUCCGACAACUUGCAUUUUCAAAAACAAGAAUUUAAUAAAGACAGAGUCACUUUCUUUCUGUCCCAUCGGUGAUAGGAGGCAAAACAGAAAGGGGAGAAAAAGAGUAAUUAUUUCAAAAGUGCAGCAGUUUCGUUCAGUCUAAAAUGGUUUCUAUGCCUGCUUUACCAAACCUUGUCAAGAAUAAUGAAGGCCAGUCCUGGUCCGGCUGCACUGCAUUAAUAUGCCUAACAUCUGAGUCAUUCUGUGUGUACCAGAGAACUAAGCUGAUACUUUAAGAUAGUAGUCACAGGGCUGGGAAUGUAGUCCUGAGGAAGAACGCUUGGUGGUAAGUGGGGCCCUGGGGUAGAUCACCAGCAUCAUAGAAAAGGUGUAGGCUGAUAAGAAUUAAGUUUCCCUAGAAACCAUCCAAAUGGCCCAUUCAAUUUACUUAGUUGGAGUCCCUUGACUUGUUUUCAAGCAGUUCUUCAUAGAUAGCACUUGAUGUAGCAUGGACCCUAAAAGUGUACAAGAAAUUAUACAAAUGUGGGCAUGGCAAGCUUAAGUAGCUUAACAUAAUACAUUAUGCUUUUUGAUGGAACUAAAUGAAAUAAAUAAAAAAAAAAAGAUUUUAAAAGCCCAUCACCUACUAAAAUGGGCAAACACGUAUUCCAUUAGUUGGUGCUUUAAACCUUUAUUCAGAUAAGUCAUAACUUCCUCUGCAUGGUGUGAUAGCAGGUAAACCGAAGCAUGGACAAUUCUGUAUGUGGCUAAUUCCCAAUUCCUAUAGGACCCCUUCAUAAAAAUUAAGAACAAAAAGGGCAAACUGGAAGUUAAUGGCCACCCUUGUGCCACCCCAAGCUCUUCAUGAGGAAUAAGGGUCUAGCCAGUGAAAAUUACCUAAACAGGGUUUACAGAAAGAAAACUGCAAAGCUGUAUACUGCUACAGAAAGUGGGGUUGAUACUAACUAGAAGUCAGCUUGGAACCCCUUAGUUUGGGUAAGAAUCAGCAAAAGCAAAAAAAUAAAUAAGCAAAUCUCCCUCCUCACUUCACUCAAGGCAUAAGCCAAUCUUAGCAAUAGAGGAACAUAAACAUGAAUGCUGCAUGUGUGCAUGGAAGCGAGAGAUCAGCAAUAGUAAACUUUCCAAAAAGCCUUAUUAAAAUAGGAACACUAGAAAAUUACUUUGUAGACCUAAGUUAAUACUUCUCAUACAUAUGUAUAAAGAAAUAGAGUUAAGAGACUCACCUCAGUAUUUCAGGGCCACAAGUGCUCAAUUAUCUUUGUGAAGCAAGGAUGAAGAAGCAUGGCAAAAUCCAAUCAGCAAGGAGAAAUGGCAUCUCAAUCCCAGGCUUUAUCUUCUUCCCUUAUCCUGCAUGUACAAUAACUGCUACCUGGCAAACUGCAAUCAUGCAAAUUCCAAGUCUCACUUCUCUCUUAUCAACUACCCUCUGCACAAAAGUAUUCAGCAAGAGGAGAGAUGACUGGAGCACCAAGUCAAGAGAUGCUGGCACCACUCUUGUUAAGUCACUUGCCCUCUUUGGGCUCUUUUAUUUCCCACACAUGAAAGAAGAGACACAUUAGGGGAGGAGAGCUCUAACCACUCUCCAACUGUAGUACUCUACAACAUUUCCAGCAACAUCACUCAGAACAGGCAAUACAGAGGAGGAGGGAAAGGGCAGAGAUGUGAUUGACUAUGGCAACAAGAGCAGCUUUCAUAUAGCUAAGAGUUAGCAUUAGGACAUUUCGAUCAUGCAGAGCUACUGUUAGGAAUUUCUGUCUAACAAUCACAAGUAAGUCUGCAGUCAGCCUAAACACGUGCACUGCACAUUCUAUCAAUGACUGGAAAGAUCUGCUCGAUUAUAUUUCAAAAUGAAAACUUCAAUCCAGUAAAUUAAUAUGUAUACAAGUCAGAAAAAUAAAGAACAAAGUUACUGUACAAUAGUGUGAGAGACUAUGAAAUGGCAAUACUUUUUUAAACCACAGAUUUGUAAUAUAUUUGUUCACUGUGCAGAGGGACUGUACCUCAAACAAAAUAAAAUGGAUUUCUCAAACUAACAAGAAUGCCUAUUGUUUUACACACUGAAAAUCUAUAAUCUACAUUUUAUGUUUAAGACAGAAUUAACCUACAUUUGGUAUAGUUACUUUAAACAGCUGGAAGAAUGAAAAUUAUCACAAUAGAUGCUUGAAAAAUUAAGCGAAAGGUUAUUUUUUUAAGUAACAAAUGGGACUACUUAACUCAUGUUAAGUAUUUUAAAAUCCUACUCACAUCAGUAUUGGAUUUCCGUUUUCCCAAUGAUAUGUACUCAAAGGCAACUGUUACAGCUUAUGUUAUGCUCCAGUGGCAAAAGGGCAAGUGCAAGGCCUACCUAAUUUAUGUAAAUCCAACGAAUAGCUUUUGAUUAUUAGAAUUUAGCGUGUGCACCUGCUUUAGGACAUUUUAAUCAAAAAAAUCUUCUGAUAUAGCUGGGUUUAAAUAUAUAUUAAAAGUGCUAAAAAUAUAUCAGAUAUAUAUUUAAAGAAAAGCUGUAGGACAGUCAUGAUGAUUCAUGACUAUAAUCCUGGCACUUAGGAGGCUGAAGCAGGAGGACUGUUAAGAAGAGUAACAGGUCAGUCUCUCAAAAUACGCAAAUAAAGGCCAGGCAUGGUGCUGUACUGUUGUAAUCCCAGUAUUCAGAAGGCUAAGGCAGUAAAGUUUCAAGUUGAAGCAGCUUGGGCUACAUGGUGAGUUCAAGAGUAGCCUAGGCUAGAAGAUUCUAUCUCAAAAACAAACGGCAGCAGGAUUUUUUUUUUUUUAAAUAACACAUUAUUUAACUGAGCAAAGAGAUCAGUGAUGGAGCAUUUGCCUAGCAUGCAUGAAGGUCUAGGUUCCAGUCCUAUCAUCACAAAAGCUUAAAAGAAAAUACAGAUGCCAAAAAAUAGCUUACUGGGCUAGCAAUAUGAUGACCUGAGUUCAAUGCCUAGGACCCCUAAGGUACAAGUUGUCCUCUGACCUCCACAUGCUACUGUGGAUGUGUGAAUACACACAGACACAUACUUACGCACAUGCAUACACACCAAACAAAUAAAUACACAUAAAUUUAAAAAAUAAAUUCUGGAAUGAGUUCAUUAAGUUUAAAUUUGCUCCUCAAGCUAAGUUAAUUCAAAAUAUUACAACUUGGUAGUUCACAAGGCUUAUGUGGUACUUAAAAGUUAUUUUAGGCUAGGUAUGGUAACACACUCCCACAAUCCUAGCCCUUCAGGCGGCUAAGCUAGAAGGGCUGAAAUUCAAAGCCAGUCUAAGCAAGUUAGUGAAACUUGUAAAAGUAAAGCAAAUGUGUCAAAGUAAAGCUAAUAGCUGGGGAUGUUAGCUCUGCAGAAGAACGCUUGCCUAAAAUGUGUGAAAUCCCAAGUUCAAUCACCAAUACCACCACCACACCACACACAAAGUUAUUUCAAUUUAGUAUAAUGUUUAACCAAAAAUAAUAUAUUUGCCACUCAGAAAUAAGGGACCAUUAACAGGUAGUUCUCCAUGGCUAACUUAACACAUUUAGUGAACAAAGGGUAAAGUUAUACUCUGUGAGUCUUCGGAUAGAGGAUAACUAAGGACCAACAGCUGCAGGUGGUACCCUGAGCAUUCAUACAGUCUAUUAGUCACUCACCUACUUAGAGGGAAGACACAGUGCAUCUGACCAGUACGGCAAUAGGGGAUGGAAAAGCUCUGUAAGGAAGGGUGGAUCAAUGGAUGGCUACAUGGAGCUCAUUAUAUUUGUACCUUGUAAAUUUUAAAAAUUGUAAGUAUUUAUAGAAUUAUACAAAAAUCCUGUGCUAUUUUAAACAGAAUAGUUAACUGUCAGAUUAUAGCUGCCCAACCUAUACCAAAAGGACCCCUACACUCCUCCCUCCUUGCCGUCCCACAUUGUUCUGAAGAAACAGAUAUUCGAAAUAAAAACAUGAACAAAACCAAUUUCCUGCCUGUGGAUCUUACAACGUGAUUACAAAAGGGUAGAGAUAAGGGGAGGCCCUGGGGUGCUAAUCACACAGUUUCUUCCUUGACUCACAGAGCACCGAACAGGGGUCCAAGUCAACACAGGUGGAAGCUCUGUUCUUUGACUUCAGUUGUCAGAUUCCCUCUUCAUUCUAGCAUCUGCUGCCAAAACAACUGUCUACCCUAGAGUCUUGGGUAAGAAGAAGUAGGAAACCAGAGAUCUUACGUAGUACUGUUAUUUAUGCAUCCACUUUAAGGCAAAAAAAUAAAACUCAUUAUAUAGGAAACAAGUUUCUGGGGCUGGCAAGGCGACUCGGUAGUAAAGGAGCUUUCUGCUGAGGAUGACAGCCUGAUCCCUGGAAUCCACAUGGUGGAAGGAGAAAACCAGCUCACUCAGGUUGUUCUCUGACCCCCAAACAUGUACUGCAGCAUGCCCCGUCCCACCCUAAUAAGUGUAAUAAAAAACUUUAAAUAGUGUUGUUUCUUAAAUUGUUCCAUGUUGGGCAGGUGUAAGUGUGCGCAUGUGUGUGUUUUUAACAUUCUUGGACCCCAAUGAUGAAAAGUUUUGGCAUAGAGACCAGUACAUUGGGGGGGCAAUCCCUUAAAGAGAUGAAAAACCACACCACUUACUUGGAGACAUAUGAAAAUGAUCUGCUGAGAUACUAGAGGUUGUCUCGGUAGGGAAUGAAAGCUAAAAACAGGAUUAUCUCCUUGGUGGGAUGGGGGUGAAAGGAUCUGAGAGUUUAUGGUUUGAGGAAAGCUUAAGUUCUGCUAACUCAAAAAUACAAAGGGUAUGUUGCUGGCAACUAAUACUGACUGAAACACAAUAUUUUGUGUUCACAUCCGUUAACUACCAACCCCAUGUCCAAUAAAUGGUAAGACAAUGAAUUACAAUAAAAUAAAUUUAACAAUUAGAUCAUAUCAACAGCCCUAGAAUGUCAUUUAAUCAUGCAUGCACUACCCAUACACUGAAGGGCUUGUUUGUUUUAUUGAGGUGCACACAGGAUCUUGAGCUCCUAAUCCUCCUGCUCCCAAGUGCUAUGUGUCAUCAUGUCCAGCUUAGUCACUAGUACUCUGUAGAGCUAUGGAAGAUAUGAGGUUCUUUUUUUUUGGGGGGGGGGGUCGAGACAGGGUUUCUCUGUACCUUUGGAGCCUGUCCUGGAACUAGCUCUUGUAGACCAGGCUGGCCUCGAACUCACAAAGAUCCUCCUGCCUCUGCCUGCCGAGUGCUGGGAUUAAAGGCAUGAGCCACCACUGAUUGCAAGAUGUUUUGAAAAGUUCUCUCCCAGAAUGCAAGCUAGGCACAGUGGCACAUACCUGUAAUCCCAAAACUGCAGAGGUGGAGACAGGAGUAUCAGGAAUUCAAGACCAACCUCAGCUACAUGAGAUCUUGCUUGUCUCAAUGAAACAAGAAGCCAGUUGAUUUUUUUAAAGAAUAAAAACCAUAAAACAAAGAGUUCUCAACUUAUAAUUGACUCAGCAGCUGAUCAAAUGCUUCUCCCUUCCUUCACAUAUAGUAUCUUGACACACAUUGAUAAAACUGACAUUUUUCAAAUAUCCUAAAAACUUUUACUUAAUGAGAAUUAACAUGGUGAUAGAUGAUUUUAAUCAAGAUAUUAAGAGCAAAACCAUUUUUUCAAAGUAUUUACCUGAUAUUUUACUUAUAUUUUAAAUUUAAGAUUUCAGUUUGAUUUUAAUACCUACACACAACCCAGAAAUGAUCUACUUCAGUCACAUCACUACUUCAAAGAAUCUGAACUAACAGAUGAAAUAGACAAGAACUAUGACUGUAAUCUGUCUUUCCCAAGCAGCUGACUGCCGUGCUGGACCCGUUAGUUCAAUCUUCUAACUUAUGUAUAAUGCAGCAAAUUUUUUAAUACUUGUCUGGAAUACAACAUCCUUGCAAACAUUCUAUUCUCCAAUUUCUAGGGAAAUGGAUACUGUUAGUAAAGUGAUCUCUCAGCUAAGAGUCUGCCAAUGUGAAUAGCAUACUGUGUCAUUUUAUCAGCCUCCUACAAUAUGGAAGAACACAACCAUUCUUUAAAAUGUCAGGCUGGCAACUUUGUUUUAUUGGGGAUAUAUUCAAUCCUUAAAAGGACAAUAGCCCCAAUACUGCUCCAACCAGGAGAAAGCUCGGGUUGCUUUCUCUCUCUGGCAUAGCAUCAGAGCACCCUAUCCGACAGGUCGAUAGCCCAACGAGCCAUGUGGAAGUGGCUCCUGUCAUAGCCUGUGUCCUUUUCUGUAGCACAGCAAAUGGAGGUCGUGUGCACUCUAAACAAACGCCACAUUUUAUUCUCUUUUGUUUUUAAGAUAGUG